Drosophila hydei is the source of this 4047-nucleotide messenger RNA. Its product is annotated as E3 ubiquitin-protein ligase MARCH6. The transcript is spliced from 2 exons. The coding region runs from base 514 to 3573 and encodes 1019 amino acids. The record is from RefSeq and is a predicted model, not a curated record. NCBI's taxonomy places the organism in Eukaryota, Metazoa, Arthropoda, Insecta, Diptera, Drosophilidae. Gene Ontology annotation, cellular component: endoplasmic reticulum membrane. Gene Ontology annotation, molecular function: zinc ion binding.
GUUUUUGACAUAGCUGAAUUGUUUUCUAACGAACAUCAGAAUAGCUCUGGAAAAUAAAUUCGAUAGUAACAUCUAUAGGACUUUGUGAAUCAUUACACAUUGUCCAUGUGUAAUUUAAUAGACCUCAACAAGAGUAUUAAAAUACCGAAGUAUUAACUAACAAGAAUACCUUAAAGGUACCCGUUUUUUAAAAUACCGACUCACAUAUACACUCACGAUAAACUCACACUGUAACACGUAUUCGCGUCAGGCAUAAAAAUUGUAAUAUCAAAAGUUCAAUUUAUUUGAUUGCACACUGAAAUCAAAUUUUAAGUGUUAGUUCCACUUUGACGGUUUGUUUGAAAGUUUUCCAAACGUGUUUAGGUGCGAAUUGAGUGUUUAAUAAAGAGAACAUACAGUACACGGAUUCUGAGUGCAAUUAGUGAGCGCCUCUUGAACUGCGCAAAUGGCACAUAGCCAUAGAAAGGUGGAAUCAGCAGACGACGAACAGUAGAUCAUACCAAACGUACAACAAUGGAUGAUCUAUCGCAGGGCGACAUAUGUCGCGUCUGCCGCUGCGAGGCAUUGCCAGAUAGACCGCUCUUUUAUCCAUGCAUCUGCACUGGCAGCAUUAAGUAUAUUCACCAGGAUUGUCUGAUGCAGUGGAUGCGUUAUUCGCAUAAGGAAUACUGUGAGCUAUGCGGUUAUCGAUUUAGCUUCCAGCCCAUCUAUGCACCGGAUAUGCCGCGCGUUCUACCAUUGCGGGACGUUCUAAUGGGCCUAAUAUCCGCGGUCUUCGAGGGCGCACGCAGUUGGCUGCACUACUCACUGGUGGGCAUUGCCUGGUUUGGAGUGGUUCCACUGUCGGCAUAUCGAACCUAUCGUUAUCUGUUCCGGGCAAGCUCUUUUGAUAUGGUUCUGUCACUCCCGUUCGAUCUCUUCUCCAUAGAGAAUCUGGAUGCGGAUGCUUUUCGUGGAUGCUUUGUGGUAACUUGCACACUAUUAUCUUUUAUUGGCCUGGUUUGGUUGCGUGAGCAAAUUCUUCACGGUGGUGGACCUGAUUGGCUUGAGCGCGACGAGGCACCGGCGGCAGCAGCAGUGCCAGCAGCACCUGCUGCCGAUGCCGCCGCUGCGCCCAUUCCACCAGAUGCUGCUCAGGAUGACAACAACAACGGCAACGCACCGCAGGAUGUACCCAUGGAUAAUGCCGCCCCAGCUGUGGCUAAUCCAGCUGACAACGAGGGCGAUGUGCCCCAACCAGUUGUCGAGCCCGCUGUAGGAGCUGCUGCUGGUGGAGCUGGUGGCAUCGCUGCUGAUGCAGACAAUGAUGAGCAAAACUGGAAUCCCAUGGAAUGGGAUCGUGCCGCCGAAGAGCUUACCUGGGAGCGUUUACUUGGCUUGGAUGGUUCACUUGUCUUCUUAGAGCAUGUUUUUUGGAUAAUCUCUUUAAACACCAUGUUCAUUUUUACGUUUGCCUUUUGUCCAUAUUGCGUGGGAAACUUUAUACUAAGCUCCAUGGAUUUGUUGCAACCCGAAAAGCCGUUGUUGCAUUUUCAUGGACUGAUUACCACGUUGUUUGGUUACUGUUGCAUCGGAUUGACCCUGGUAGUGCUUCACUUCUUUGCACGCGUCUUUAGGCUUCGUCGGAUCUGCUGGUUCAUUGGCCUUUGCUACAUUGUGGUAAAGGUAUCGUUGCUAUCCGUGGUAGAGAUAGGCGUACUGCCGCUCAUCUGUGGCUGGUGGCUGGAUAUUUGUUCGCUGCCGUUGCUCGAUGCCAGUCUCAAGGAUCGCAAGGCCAGCUUCAAGGCGGCACCGGGUACAUCUCUCUUCGUUCACUGGAUGUUUGGCAUGGUAUAUGUCUAUUAUUUUGCUGCUUUCAUAUCGCUGCUGCGCGAGGUGCUGCGUCCUGGUGUCCUAUGGAUCUUCCGCAAUGUCAACGAUCCUGAUUUUAGUCCCAUUCAAGAAAUGAUUCACGUACCCAUUGUGCGUCAUAUACGACGCUUGGUUGCCUCGGCAAUGAUCUUUGGCUUCGCCGUGCUGCUUAUGCUCUGGCUGCCUAUACGUAUACUACAGGUCGUCUGGCCCAACUUCUUGCCAUAUGCCCUUAGCGGAGAUUCGGAGGUGAAUGAUCUGAGUUUGCAGCUGCUUUUACUUCAAAUUGUGCUGCCUGGUUUCUUCGAACAGACACAAACGCGUAUUUGGCUAAAGGGCUUACUACGUCUCUGGUGCACAGCUGUGGCAUGGCUGCUUGGUAUACGAAGUUAUUUAUUGCCUGCACCGGAGCCACCAGCAGCUGAGGAAGGCGAGGCAGCUGCUCAGCCAGCCGAAGUUGCCGGUGCAGCUGCUGCUGCACCACCGCCACCACCACCGCCACCUCCAAUGCCAGAGCCGGCUCCACCACGCAAUUUGGCUGCCGCCCAUCAAGCGAUCAUGCAACGAGAUGUACCAGUUGGCUUUCAACCUUAUGACCGCCCCACGUUCUUUACUCUGCGCUUGUGUGCACUGCUCACGCUGAUGUGCUUCUCUAUUGUUUGCGCCGCCAUGGUAAUACUAACUGUGCCAGUCUACAUAGGACGCCGUCUUAUGAUGCUCUGGACGGGUCAGCCGGGUGACAAGGCUGCUCAACCCGUGCCAGUUGACAUGUUACCAGCAGAUUCGGAGGCGGCACGUAAAAACGAACGUAUGUUGCGUCCCCAUGAGCUCUACACGGCGGAAAUUGGAGGCUACCUAUGCUGGAUUGUCUCACGCGGCAUUGCUGUAGUUGUCACACUGUUGCCACAAGGUCGCACCGCCAUCGUCAACAAGAUGAAGCAUUGGGCUCGCGUCGCACUACAAUAUGCACUUCCUGUGCUGACUCUGUUGGGUAUUUUUGUGCUAGUGCCAUUGCUGUUUGGACUGCUUUUGGAGCUUGUGGUUGUCAUACCAGUACGUGUCACAUGGUACCAGACGCCUAUACACUUCUUGUGGCAGGAUUGGGCACUGGGCGUGCUGUACACUAAAAUCGCCAUAGCACUCACUUUGAUGGGUCCGGAUUGGCAUUUAAAGCGAUCCCUGGAACGCGCUUAUACGGAUGGACUGCGAGAUUUUGAUUUGAAAUUUGUGAUGCGUGAUCUGGCAGUGCCGGUGGUUACAACAUUUGGCCUCGCCUUGGCGAUUCCUUAUGUAAUCGCUCAAUCGAUAAUGCCGAUCUUCGUCACCGACCCGUACACUCGCCUGGGCAUCUAUAGAUUGGUAUACCCAGUGAGCUUUAUUGUUGUGGGCAGCGUUUGCUUUGUGCUCUUCCAGAUAAAGCAACUUAAGAAGUUAUAUCUGUCGAUAAAGGUGGACAAAUAUCUAGUGGGCCAGCGUCUGGUCAACUAUGAGCAUCGCAAGAAGCAGCAGGCACAGCAAGCGGCUGCCGCUCAAGAGCUGAAGGCACGCCAAGAAGCCGAGGAAGCACAGCAGGCACAGGCCCAAGAGGGUGUAGACGGAGUUGUCGAACGGGAGGAGGAGCCACUACUAGAUCAAGCGGAACAGGCAGCGCUGCAUGCGCGACGGCGUCGUGAGCAGAGGCCACGCCCGCUGCUUGUGGACGCCAACGAGGAGCUGCUCUAGGGUUACGUCUAUUUUAUGUGCAUGUUUAUAAUGGAGUCUCUCCUGAUCUAUCUCUGUUUAAUUCACACGCUUCAUCCAGAGCAAGCCAUCUAAGUUAAUGGCCAUCAAGCUGCUGUAACCGAAGACCCUAGAUGAAGUAGCUGGAGGGGAAAGGCGCUUCAAAUUAUCAAGUUAAAUAAUUUUUCGUUUUUCUACUUUAGUUCUUUAUUUUUUUACCGUUAGCCACAAUUGUUUGUUAAACUUUUUCGCUUUUAGGUCCUAAACUGUAUGAUAAUUUAAGCCAGCCAGAUAUAGCCAAUAAUUACCAACUGAUUUACUACACACUGACUUACUCUACGAACAUAUACCAUAUUAACACUUCGAUUUGAGUUCUGAGAUUUAAACAAAUCGCUACGAUACACAAAACACUAAAAAUAAUUAUGAACAUUAAAUCCAAGUAUGGCACUAUAAUAAAUAUAUAUAUUUAUAUAAUAA